AUUUCCUGAAAUCAAUAAUUAGAUGAAUGGUACGAAUUAAAUGAUGAGUGAACAACAUAGGCAGGAAGAAGCCUGAUGACAGCAAUUUCUACAAAUCAAAUGAGGCAAUAGAUACAGCCAGGAAUCUAUAACCCUUACUAGCAAUUACAGGCAAACUAUGAAUCAGCUAACUAAACUAACUUAAUUGGUUACUAAUUAGUUAUCAAAUUAAUCCAGACAUUUUCCCCUAAAUUUGAGAUCGAAGAAGUUGCAAAACAGAGAAGAUAUAGUCAAGUGGCUCUCCUAAGCAUACGGGAUGUCUAGUAUUCUUCCAAUCUUUUUAUUGUUGCCAUGUCUUAAAGUUUCUAAUUUUGACAAUUCCUGCAUUGUAUAUAAGCUCAUUUACAAGUGUUGAAGCAAACACCGAGCACUUUCUUUCUUUGUUUAUCUCAUGCCUAAUCCUCGCCUUGUUUUAGUUAUCUCCUUCUCCUGAAAAAGGUUUUCUGGGGGUAGUUUUAUUUUAGGGAGGCAAACAUGCCGGCCAUAGCAAUUGCUAGCGAUGGCGAUGUGCCGGAGUUUGAAGGCAAGAUAACAUUUAAGGUAAUCAUAUGUGUGAUGAUUGCAGCUUGUGGAGGCCUGAUGUUUGGCUAUGAUGUUGGAGUUUCAGGCGGGGUUACAGCCAUGGAUGACUUCCUGGAAAAAUUUUUUCCUUCUGUUUAUGAAAGAAAGAAACAUGCCCACGAAAACAACUACUGCAAAUAUGAUAAUCAAUAUCUCCAAUUGUUCACGUCUUCCUUGUAUAUUGCGGCUCUAGUAGCCAGCUUUUUCGCUUCAAGGACUUGCACAAAAUAUGGCAGGAAGCCGACCAUGCUGCUUGCUUCUUUUUUCUUCACAGUAGGAGUUGCUUUAAGUGCCUUGGGAGUAAAUAUCGGAAUGGUAAUCAUUGGGAGGGUUCUUCUCGGCUUGGGAGUUGGAUUUGCCAAUCAAGCAGUGCCACUGUUUCUUUCAGAGCUAGCUCCAGUCAAGAUCCGUGGAGCACUAAACAUUUGCUUCCAACUCUUCGUAACAAUUGGAAUCUUGGUUGCCAAUGUCGUUAACUACUUCACUGGAAAAGUUCAUCCAUACGGUUUCAGAAUUUCUCUUGGAAUUGCAGGCGUACCAGCUUUAAUGCUAGGAUUAGGUUCGUUAACCAUCGUGGAGACUCCAACAAGUCUUGUGGAGCGCAAAAGAACAGAACAAGGAAGGGCAGUGCUUAAAAAGAUCAGGGGCGUAGACAAUGUUGAUCUUGAGUUUGAUUCCAUAGUGCACGCCUGUGAGAAGGCUAGGCAAGUGACCGACCCAUAUCGCAGACUCAUGAAAAGGCCAAGCAGGCCACCUCUAGUGAUAGCCAUCUUACUGCAAAUUUUCCAGCAAUUCACAGGGAUCAAUGCCAUUAUGUUUUAUGCACCUGUUCUCUUCCAGACUGUAGGAUUUGGAAAUGACGCUUCUUUGCUUUCAUCUGUUAUAACCGGCGGUGUCAAUGUUCUAUGCACUAUAGUUUCAGUCGUCCUUGUAGAUAGGGCUGGCAGGAGGAUUCUGCUGCUUGAAUCUUGCGUACAGAUGCUUAUUACCCAGACUAUCAUUGGAAUUAUCCUGAUGAAGGAUUUGAAAGCCACAGGCGAUCUACCAAGUGGAGAAGCGUUAGUUGUGGUGGUCAUGGUGUGUGUGUUCGUUGCUGGGUUCUCAUGGUCAUGGGGGCCUCUGGGUUGGUUAAUUCCAAGCGAGACUUUCCCUCUUGAGACAAGAACAGCUGGGUUUUCCUUUGCCGUGAGCACCAACAUGCUCUUCACCUUCAUCAUCGCACAAGCUUUCUUGUCGAUGCUAUGCAAAAUGCAAGCCGGGAUUUUCUUUUUCUUCGCAGCUUGGAUCUUUGUAAUGAUGUCCUUUGCCUUAUUUUUCAUCCCGGAGACAAAAGGCGUUCCUGUAGAUGCCAUGGUUGAUAAAGUUUGGAAGCAACACUGGUUCUGGCGUAGAUAUUUUGAUGAAGAUAAAGAAGAAUCCGUCAAGAAAGGCCCAGAACUCAUUCAUCCACACAUGACUUGAACGAAAAAACAAGUAGGAAAUGAAGGAUCCACAAUUGAGAGACCAAUUGAAGGUGGUGCAUCGUUGUAAAUUUCAAAAUUACACCAAUUUGUUGAUGUCAUUGAAUCACAAUUCCCCUUUUUGAGAGUCAAAAAUAAUCAAAGACCCUUCUGUUGGUUUUUCACAUUUUCGAAAAACUAAUCAGAAGGGAUUCCUUAGUUUUGCUUUGCCAUUCAAUAAGGCAAAACAAUUGGUAAAUGUACAUAUUGCUCUCCAGCUUUCAUCUACUCUCGAGAGUGUGUACCUUAUUAAUUCAUUAGACCAUGUAUGUUUCUUUACCAUAUACAUAGAAGGCACAAAAUUUUGAAAAAUAAAUUAAAAUUUCUUAAGAUUUGGUUUUAUUUAUAAAAUG
Molecule: messenger RNA, 2452 nt
Organism: Hevea brasiliensis (rubber tree)
Lineage: Eukaryota; Viridiplantae; Streptophyta; Magnoliopsida; Malpighiales; Euphorbiaceae
Product: sugar transport protein 8
Exons: 4
Coding region: 514-2061 (515 amino acids)
Biological process (GO): monosaccharide transmembrane transport
Cellular component (GO): membrane
Molecular function (GO): monosaccharide transmembrane transporter activity
Source: RefSeq, a predicted model, not a curated record